AUGCUCUCGACAACUUACAUACUGAGUCAAGUGCAAACACUUCAAAAUUGUCUUUCAAAGGAGAAAGCAAAAGUAAGUGAUUCAAGGCGCAAUGAACUCUACCAAACCGAUAUGGAGAUCAUGAAAGUGAAAUCACGAGACAAUAAGGUCUUAGUUGUUCAAUCAGAGUUUUAUACACCCGAUCCCACAGAAAUUCGGGUCUUUGUCCAUUCCGAGAAAGACCCCUUUACCACAGCGAAGAUUGCGGCUAACUCGGGCGAAGUGGAUUCAACAUUUUAUUUGCCUGGUCAAAAUAUAGUGAUAGACAUCUUAUACAUUUGGAAGGAGAAGGCUGUUUCUGCGAUACAAAGCUUAGUCAUUGGAGAACAAUUACUCGGCUCAACUCGAGUUGAUGUCGAAGGUGACUUUGCAACCUUUGUUUUUGAUAGAUACGACAUUAAAGAUGGGUACUAUCUGAUUGUCUACAAGGCUUCAUCUUCGUUGAACAAAGAUGCGUACAUCAGGAAAUUGAAAUUAUUAGUAGGGACGGUGAGGUUGGGGAUGGAGUUAAAUAAGGGGGAUUAUAUCAUGAAAGUAUUCGACACACCUUCACCAGAUUACAAAACUCCAUUUCUCCGAGAGAUCGCUUUCACAGUAUAA
Entamoeba invadens IP1 is the source of this 639-nucleotide messenger RNA. RefSeq lists its product as hypothetical. Lineage: Eukaryota; Evosea; Mastigamoebida; Endamoebidae. Bases 1 to 639 code for a protein of 212 amino acids. The record is from RefSeq and is a predicted model, not a curated record. The transcript has a single exon.